Messenger RNA from Aphanomyces astaci, 984 nucleotides. RefSeq lists its product as hypothetical. The record is from RefSeq and is a predicted model, not a curated record. Lineage: Eukaryota; Oomycota; Saprolegniomycetes; Saprolegniales; Verrucalvaceae. Bases 170 to 925 code for a protein of 251 amino acids. The transcript has 7 exons.
AUGAACUUGACAAGACGACAAGGAGCUACUACACCAGUUAACAAUUCACUUAGUUAAUCGAGGCAUAGCGUAAGUUUGGGACAUCGCAAAGAGUUGGGAGUAUGUACGUACAUGGGGCUAUUUUAAACCACAGUUUCGACCUGAGCUAUCCUCCUUCCGUGCGCCGAACAUGACCGAGCCUAACCAAGAGUCCCAGCAUACUACCCCCACACUCCCGUCGGAUCCUGUUGGGGACAUUAUUGGGAGUACUUGCGUAAACUCGACCUCCGACUCUCCCAAUCAAACUGUGGAUCGAACAUCCACAAAUUCUACCUUAACAGCGCUUAACCUGAAUCAAGUCCGUCGAGCGUCAUAUGAAGACAACGGCUCCAAAUCUGCCCGAGAUCACAAGGAACCCCUUCCGCCACGCUCAACUACAUGUACUAGUGCCAGACGAAGCAUCAGUCAACUGACAAAGGAAGUACUGGUCGAACCCCUUCGACGAACGUCUAUCAACAAACGCAGUGACGUACUACCAACCAAUCCAGCAGCAGCAGCAGCAGCCACCACAGACGACACGGGGAGCCAGAAUAUCGCCGAGGACGAGUUGUUUGCAGCAGUGGACGAGGCGCUGGUGCCUGAAAUCGAAGCGUAUCUGCGUGAAAAGAUUCAAUGCAAUCGAAGCGACACAAAAGCCAAGGACAUUCGAGAGUUUGUGCUGUCGCGACUGUCGAGCGUGCAGAUUCGACAAGUGUUGCCGCCGUUGCUGGCAAAGUUGCAGAGCGAGCUGGGGGGGUCGACGAUCGCAUUGGACAUCCAAACGAGUUUUUGCAUGAUGGAAGACCUGUUCAGCGACGACCUCGGUCGCGCCUCGCCUCUGGUUGGGAUGUACACGGACGAAGAAGAAGACAUGCUCAAGAGCUUAGAACUGCGCACGGUGUUGUAAAACGUUAGGUAGUAUACAGUAGCUAACGUUACUGCAUUCAAUAUAGUAGCUAACUCCUA